AUGUCUACAACAACAACAUCUGCUGUUGGAGUAGGUUCUACAAACAAAACUACAAGCUCAACCACCGCUACUUCAAAUAGCACAACAACAAAAACAACACCAUCAUCACCACCCACCCCCACUACUUUAACAAAAGAAAAGAAAACCAUUGAAGAAAUGCCUGGUUUCUUUCCAUCUACUUUCAAAUCCAAUACCAUUCAGAUAAUAAACUAUAGUAAUGAAGCGUUGGUGGCACUGAUCAAGAUGGAUCCCAAUGCUCAUUACUAUAGUGAGGUAUCACUUGGUUUGGGCUCAAACAGUAGUACUACGAAUUCAGCAAUCAGUUCUCUGGGAGGUAUCAGCGGUACUCUCAAGAAAGACGUAAAACAGACGGCACCCAUUCAGAGAAUCAAUCUGAGAGUCGAGAAUAAAACACACGAUAUAGAUAUCGAUGGUAGUAAGGCAUACGUAUCAGUAUUCAAAUUAGGACAAACCGGUGAUCACUAUCUAGGUGUCAUCGAAGACCGACUAGUCAAAAAAGGAAAAGUACUGAAUAUCAAUCAAAAUCAUAUAACCGACCUAACAACACCGGGAUUCAAUAUAACACACUAUGAUUUACUUUUCAACAAGAUGAUAACUCCAUCUUCUUCUUCUCCGCAAUUGUCAUCUACCAAUUCGACGCCAAACACUUCAAAUUCCCCUUAA
Molecule: messenger RNA, 684 nt
Organism: Heterostelium album PN500
Lineage: Eukaryota; Evosea; Eumycetozoa; Acytosteliales; Acytosteliaceae
Exons: 1
Coding region: 1-684 (227 amino acids)
Source: RefSeq, a predicted model, not a curated record